AUGGGACAAAAAAUAAAUCCACUUGGUUUCAGACUUGGUACAACCCAAAGUCAUCAUUCUCUUUGGUUUGCACAACCAAAAAAUUACUCUGAGGGUCUACAAGAAGAUCAAAAAAUAAGAAACUGUAUCAAGAAUUAUGUAAAAAAAAAUGCGAAAAUAUCUUCUGGUAUUGAAGGAAUUGCACGUAUAGAGAUUCAAAAACGAAUUGAUGUGAUUCAGGUCAUAAUAUAUAUGGGAUUCCAAAAAUUAUUAAUAGAAAGUAGACCUAAACGAAUCGAAGAAUUGCAGAUGAAUGUACAAAAAGAACUUAAUUGUGUGAAUCGAAAACUCAAUAUUACUAUUACAAGAAUUACAAACCCCUAUGGGCACCCUACUAUUCUUGCAGAAUUUAUAGCCGGACAAUUAAAGAAUAGAGUUUCAUUUCGCAAAGCAAUGAAAAAAGCUAUUGAAUUAACUGAACAGACAGAUACAAAAGGAAUUCAAGUGCAAAUUGCGGGACGUCUUGACGGAAAAGAAAUUGCACGCGUCGAAUGGAUUAGAGAGGGUAGAGUUCCUCUACAAACCAUUGGAGCUAAAAUUGAUUAUUGUUCGUAUACAGUUAGAACUAUUUAUGGGGUAUUGGGCAUAAAAAUUUGGAUAUUUCCAGACAAGAAAUAA
Hevea brasiliensis (rubber tree) is the source of this 657-nucleotide messenger RNA. NCBI's taxonomy places the organism in Eukaryota, Viridiplantae, Streptophyta, Magnoliopsida, Malpighiales, Euphorbiaceae. The record is from the annotation of a RefSeq genome assembly.